UGACCAAUUGUUAGCACAAGAUAAAAUAAUGCCCGGUUCAUUUCCUCCAAAUAAUGACAAUUUCAGCAAUGGUUUUCCAGCGCCAGUCGAAAGGUUUCUUCAAUCACAAAAUCGGCGUAAAUUUAGUUUUCCAGCAACCAUACAUUCCACAUCACUGCUCGAGGUCAACCAAAACUCAGCGCGCAGAAGGUUGAGCAAUGUAAGUGAUGUUGUAACGCGAAAAUUAUCUUAUACCAUAGGUUGGAAGGCAGCACAAAUACCCGCUCAGGACAUUAUAAACCAGGGUCGUUGCAUUUGUGGACAAUAUAUAAAAAGACGUCUUAGACGUUCUGGAUUAUUUAACAAAAAGCUGGGACUGCAAAGAAUACGUAGCAUAUUGGGUACUUCUUCAAUGAAUAUAGUACGAGAUGUAUUUCCAGCUGUAAUGGUGCUUGGCGAUGAAUUGGAACGCAUGCAUCCACGCGUUUAUACCGGCGUAGCUCGCCAAAUUUGUCGAACACCAACUGGUGAAUUUUCGGUUGAUACCUUAACUUUAGUUUUGAGCACUGUGGCAAGAGAUCUCUUUCGUACUGAUAUUACCUGGAGUAAAAUUAUUUCUUUAUUUGCUAUAGCGGGCGGACUUUCGGUAGACUGCGUACGGCAAGGUCAUUCAGAAUAUUUAAAUAAAUUAAUGCAAAGUGUAUCCGAUGUAAUUGAAGAUGAGUUAGUGCCUUGGAUAAAUGAAAAUGGCGGUUGGAAUGGCAUCAAUACACAUGUUCAUCCAAACAACAAUAGUCUGAACUCUUUGGAAUGGACCACACUUGUUAUUGGCUGUAGCUUCGGAUUAUUUUUAUUAUUUUUACUAAUAAGGUUUAUUAUCAUAUUUUUGAUACCUGAAAAACGUAUGCCUUCACCGCAGCCAGCCAGAUUGCGACCAAAAACAAAAUCGGCAUCAUUAGACCAGGAUAGGUUUUUACAAAAUCGUAAAUCUUCAGAAUGGAAACUACACGCUCAAACUUCAUUAACCCGUGCACCAUCAACUUCAUCACUAGCAAGCACAGUAACGGCAGGCAACUAUCAAGAAUAUAAAAUGGAGAUCAUAAAUCAGGGCAAAUGUCUUUGCGGGCAAUACAUACGAGCGCGUCUUAGACGGGCUGGAGUACUCAAUAGAAAGGCAACACAACGUUUACGUUCCAUAUUGGAGCCUUCCUCAGAUAUUGUAUAUGAAGUGUUUCCAGCCUUAAAUAGUAUGGGUGAAGAGCUGGAACGUAUGCAUCCACGCGUUUAUACCAAUGUCUCGCGGCAAUUAUCCCGUGCACCAUUUGGUGAACUGGAAGACAGUGAUACAGCGCCUAUGCUGUUAAAUUUAGUGGCCAAAGAUCUCUUUCGUUCAAGCGUAACAUGGGGCAAAAUAAUAUCGAUAUUUGCCGUUUGUGGUGGUUUUGCCAUCGACUGUGUAAGGCAGGGUCAUUACGAUUAUUUACAAUUUUUAGUUGAUGGCAUGGCUGAAAUAAUCGAAGAUGAUCUGGCAUAUUGGCUAGCGGAUAAUGGUGGUUGGUUGGGCUUACAACGUCAUAUACGUCCACAGGUUGGGCAAUUUACCUUUCUCGGUUGGUUGUCGUUGUUCGUGGCUGUGUCUUCGGGCGUAUAUGUUAUCUCAAAUUUUAUUAAGCAUAUUGGUUGCCAUUUGUAUUCAUUGUUAUUUUAAUGAGUAGUCAAUUUAUAUUUAAAUUUUAUUUAGUUU
Messenger RNA from Teleopsis dalmanni, 1723 nucleotides. RefSeq lists its product as uncharacterized. The record is from RefSeq and is a predicted model, not a curated record. The transcript is spliced from 8 exons. Gene Ontology annotation, molecular function: protein heterodimerization activity; protein homodimerization activity. Gene Ontology annotation, cellular component: mitochondrial outer membrane. Bases 29 to 1687 code for a protein of 552 amino acids. NCBI's taxonomy places the organism in Eukaryota, Metazoa, Arthropoda, Insecta, Diptera, Diopsidae. Gene Ontology annotation, biological process: intrinsic apoptotic signaling pathway in response to DNA damage; regulation of apoptotic process; extrinsic apoptotic signaling pathway in absence of ligand.